AUGGAUUCAAAUGUCCCGAUAAUCCGCAUGCUUCCUCGGGAUGUGGCAGGGCAGAUUAGGUCCUCAUCAAUCGUGACGAGCCUCAACAGUGUUAUAGUUGAACUUAUCAAAAAUUCUCUCGAUGCCAAUGCAUCGGCGGUCAUGGUGAACGUUGAUUUCCAGAAAGGCGCUUGUACUGUGGAAGAUGACGGCAUUGGGAUACCUCCAAAUGAAUUUCAUGAAAAUGGAGGCCUCGGAAAGUUACAUCACACCUCAAAGUUUUAUACCACAGGCCAAGUAUAUGGUCGCAAAGGCAUAUUUAUCUCAUCUUUGAUAUCCAUGGCCUUAGUCACAAUAACAUCCCAUAAUAUUUCAUUUCAGGAAACAAAUUCAGUCAUAUUCCGACAUUCAAAACUUAUUUCAAGGCUGUGUCCGGCACCCAUUCAGCAUGACCUCUUACACCCCCAGCAUGGCACAAGAGUCGCCGUAAAUGACCUUUUUAGCAAUCUCCCGGUCCGAGCUAAACGCCGCAUACAGGAUCUUCGCAGAAAUGAAGAUAUUGACCGCGAAUGGGAUGGCCUGAAAAGAGCGAUAACAGGACUUUUGCUUGCAUUUCAAAAGCCGGUCAAGGUGUACAUCGUUGAUGCAUCUAGGUCACGAAAACAGAUUUUUCGAGGUAAAGGACGGAAUGCCCUUGACCUUCGGCAGGUAAUAAAGGAUGAAGACCAACAUUCUUUUGAUUUGGAUCGUGUGCGUUCAAUUCUGGGGAAUGCAGGAUAUAUUACUCCCUCGGAUUUUUCGUCAUGGGUUGCGGCAUCAGCCCGAAGCUCCGAUAUCUGGGUAGAGGCUGCAAUAUCUCUGCAACCUGGCCCAACGAAGCAGGUACAAUUCAUUUCAUCUGGAAUUAACCCAGUUGAUCCCCUUGGAGACGCAAAUGUGCUGUUCUCUGAAAUCAACCAGUUAUUCGCGUCCUCUGACUUUGGACUGGAGCAUUCUUCUCUUGGUGUUAGUGGUGGGAUUAAAAUGGCUACCGUAGGGGAUACAGAUGCACCCACAAGUUCUUCUAUCAAUAUGAUAAAGACCAAAUCCAAGGGUGUCAAUAGAUGGCCACAGUUUUACGUCCAAGUUUCCACAACUCAGACCAGCUGCAUUGAUUCGCAGGGCUAUGAAUCCUUUCAGCCCAAAAUAUCCAUCCAGAAACUUCUUGGAGUUAUCAAGGCGUUGUUUCGCCAGUUCUUAGAACAAUACCAUUUCUUAUCCCGGCAUCCGCAAGGUAUUAAGGGGGGUAGACAAGACCAUUUGCCUGGGCCUGGCAUUCCACAAUCUGCACCAACCCAAGCUAAACGUCGGCAUGACGAAUCGUCUCCUAGAAGAAAGGACUCUACUACUUUUGAUAAGUGGAAAGGUCAUCCCGUGGAGCUGCAGCCGUCAGACGUCAAGGCACUCCCAUUUAAGGAUUUUGGAUCGUGGUCAAGGGUUAAAGGCGCAAGAGGAGGUUUUUAUGAUGAUAUCUGCGCAGGUUUACCGAGAAGUAAAUCCCAACCAGCACUCAAGAGGGAUACUGGUAUAUGCGGCAUCAACCCAUCUUCUCCAACCCCUGAACCUGCCCCAGAACAUGGAGGUGAAAGCGUUGACCAGACACUAUCUGAUACCACAGACACGGAAACAAUUACAGAAAUAGGCCCCGUAUACGAGCAUUCUACACCACCCUGUCCUAUAAAGCCGCAAGAUGAGCUAAUGUCUUGGACGGACCCUCUAACGAAAAGGACCAUAUACGUCAACAAACGCACUGGGCAGACAGUACCACGCAAACCCGAGGUGCUCAAGCAAGCUCCAAAUAGCCCAUCCACAGUCCGACGGCUUACGGCUAUCUACCCCUCAGGAAAUGAUGACCAGGGUCAGAAAAGGAAUGAAACAUCCCAUUGGUUUGACUCGCUUUUCAAAAGCUGGAAGAAUCCUACGUUCCCAUUACCAGAACUUCCCAUUCCAUCCACGACAUCGCAUAUACGCUACACUGAAAAGUGGUCCUCAAAGGUCACCACAGAUUCCCAUUGUCUAGGCUGCCAGAAUCUCCAAGGUGGUAGUACACUGGAGGGGCUGAUGGGAAGAUCUGGCAGCCGGCUCAAUAAAUGUGCCCUCAAAAAGGCAACAGUCAUCGCUCAAGUUGAUCAGAAGUUCAUCUUACUCCGGACCUCCCUACUUUGCGAGGGGAGAAAGGGUGAGGAAGCCUUAGUGCUGGUUGAUCAACAUGCUGCUGAUGAGAGGUGCCGCGUGGAGGAAUUGUUUGCUGCACUCUGUAAUCUCUCACCCUCUGGUAAUGUUGAUACCACUAAUCUACCAACACCCAUAAGCUUCAGGAUACCAGCUCAGGAAGCAAGAUUAUUCGAAGCACGCUCCGGGUAUUUUUCUUCCUGGGGCUGCCUGUAUCAAGUCCUAAGGGAGGCAGAGGGGUAUUAUUCCCUUGUGGUGAGGGGCUUGCCAACUCUAAUAACUGAACGAUGUCGAGUAGAGCCUAGGCUUGCCAUUGACAUGCUUCGUUCAGAGAUCUGGGAUCCAACAGAGAUUUCCAAACCAUCUAUCAGAUCAGCACUGGAAGAGUGUGGAAGCCAGGGAUUUACUGAAAACGGCCUCGGAAUGGCCGAAACCCAUCACUGUUGGCUGCAGCGCAUCAGCGGUUGUCCAAAGAAGAUGGUUGAUCUGAUAGUCUCCCGUUCAUGUCGGUCAGCUAUCAUGUUUAAUGAUGUGCUUUCCGUAUCUGAAUGCCAGAACCUUGUGUCUCGACUGGCAAAAUGUGCUUUUCCAUUCCAGUGUGCCCAUGGCAGGCCAUCAAUGGUACCGAUAAUAAGCCUGGGAUCCAGAAGUCAACCUGCCGGUUCAAUGUGCAGCCCUCCUGAAUUGGGCACAUCAUCAUCCCUGGAUCAUAUGACCAGCACAAGUCAUCCUGAUUUCGAACCAGCAGAACCCUGCUCGGACUUUGUCAUUGCUUUCAGCAAGUGGCAGGACGAUUCCCACUUGACAUGA
Messenger RNA from Trichophyton benhamiae CBS 112371, 3000 nucleotides. RefSeq names its product DNA mismatch repair protein (Mlh3), putative. Gene Ontology annotation, cellular component: mismatch repair complex. The coding region runs from base 1 to 3000 and encodes 999 amino acids. Gene Ontology annotation, biological process: mismatch repair. Lineage: Eukaryota; Fungi; Ascomycota; Eurotiomycetes; Onygenales; Arthrodermataceae. Gene Ontology annotation, molecular function: ATP binding; ATP hydrolysis activity; ATP-dependent DNA damage sensor activity. The transcript has 2 exons. The record is from RefSeq and is a predicted model, not a curated record.